Molecule: messenger RNA, 1698 nt
Organism: Drosophila biarmipes
Lineage: Eukaryota; Metazoa; Arthropoda; Insecta; Diptera; Drosophilidae
Gene: Cp7Fb
Exons: 2
Coding region: 42-1568 (508 amino acids)
Source: RefSeq, a predicted model, not a curated record
UAGUAGCCAGCAAGGCAGACAACCGAGAAGAACUAACCGAGAUGCGACACCCAACAGCUCUGAUUAGCUUGAUUCUGGGCCUGGUCCUCGUCACCCUGGUCCACGCCGCUCCCGUGGAGGUCGUCUACACGGGCGAGGGCUGCGCCUGCCCCACCCAGCUGGGUUACCAACUGAAUGUGCCCAAUCCCGCCAAGCCCAAGAAGUAUGUGGGUGGCGAGUACGGAUAUCGGGUGGAGAAGCCCGUCCAGACCAAGGCCAAGAUCAGCUACAGCUUCGACUUCACCGUGGAGCAGCCCAGGACACCGGCUCCGCCCAAGACCAACCCCUCCAAGCUGUACGCCAAGGUGGACCGGAUCACGGUCAACAAAGCGGAUUGCCAGGCCAAGAACAAAUCGACAUGCGGCUGCUCGAGUUGCUCCAGUCAAAAACCCAGGUACGUAGCUCCACCGGUCAAGUCGCCGAACGCCAUUCGUCGUCGCAGGGAUGUCCAUCAGCCCGGUUCGCUGAUCCGCCGGCGACUCAUGCGCCAGCAACAGCUCCAGGAGCGUCCGCCGCGCUUUGUGAAGCUCUACCACAAGGAUUUGACUCCUGCCCAGCAGAAGCAGCAGCUCAAGCUCUUUGGCCUGAUCCCGGUGGCAUCCGCAUCCGCAUCCGCAGAGCCAGUGGCUGCUUCACCGAAAACCAAGAGGAAGACCAAGAAGACGCCAAAGGGCUGGAUGGGCCUAGGCCGCCGUCUAAAGAAGCGCGAUAUAAAGGGCGAAUACGAUCUGCUCGAGCAAGAGCGUUCCCAACUAGAUCUGACUGCCCCGGAGAUAAUCCAGUUCAUGCCGGAGACCCUGAAUCCCGACUUCAAGCCCGGCCAGUGCCACGUGGGCUGUGGAGCGAUGACAGCAGCGGCACCGCCACCAGAAGAGCCACAGCCCUCCAAGGAGGAGCAGCUGCCUCCAACUGAACAGGGUGAAACUGAGCACUCCGAGCCGCCAGAGCAGCAGAAUUCGAUUCCAUCCAAGAGAGCCGCCUAUGGCUACUAUCCCCUGCAGAUUCCCUCCCCGCUGAGCCGUCAACAGGACUACAGAUUCGUGGACGACUCACAGCUAAGGAGCCUCCUGUCCACCACCUCUGUGCCGGAUCCCCAGGAGUACAGCUCCACCCCGCUGCAGUUUGCAGGAGAUCUGGAGUCGGUUACGAGAAAAUCCUAUGCGGCACCGCUCUUGGGUCUCGGCGGUGGCUAUCCCGUGGAGCAUGUGUCCGACUCCCAGCUGGACAGCAUUAUCUCCGGGAUAGUGUACAAUCAUCCGGCCUACAAUGACUACGCCACAGAGGGCAGUCUGGUGGAUCCGGAACCGGUCCAAAGGCAGCAGACAACCGACUUCCUCAAGAAACUUAUCGACGGCCGCCUCGGGGGCUGGGGCUUCGAUCAGGUCUCGGAGCCCGAGCACAGCCUGCGGGAGGAUUACUCCAGGCAACCGGCCAAAACGUAUGGCUACAAUAGCCACUCCCAAAACGGCUACAGUGUGGACACCUACAGUGCGCCCCCCAUUACGGAUUACCUGAGGGCAUGGUUCUAGGCCCCAAAGACCCACCAGAAAUACCUAGCUUUAGUACCUAAAAACCCAACAAAAUCGCAAACAAAAUCCCAAAAAAACAGAAUAUAAUAAAUUGAAAAAACUUUGUGGCGUUUCUUUCUCAUUCACCCAA